UAGCUUGCACUCGUCGGUAGACAGAGUCUUGAGCAUGACGGCACGAUUGCUAAUGGCGUGUAGUUUGUUGACCUAACCGAUCACAUUGGCAUUUCUUCAAACACCUCUCGCCCCACCAUCAUAUUAGUCAUUACCCACGUUUCCACUUCACCAGCUAUGGCCGGAGCACCGCCGCCGCCGGACACUAAGUUCAGGACCCAUUCACGGAGGAGCACCGCCUCCGUCGUCCACCCCGUCGACAUCGAUACCGCAGCUCACCCCGUUGUGUACUCAGAAAUGAAGCAUUUCAAGAAAUGGUUCCCGUGGCUGGUUCCUUCCUUUGUGGUGGCCAAUACUGCGAUAUUCGUGAUCACCAUGUACGUCAACAAUUGCCCCGACAACUCUGCUUCGACGUGCGUUGCUGGAUUCUUGGGGCGGUUCUCGUUUCAGCCCUUCAAAGAGAACCCUCUUCUUGGCCCUUCAUCAUAUACACUCCAGAAAAUGGGGGCUUUAGAUGUAAAUAAAGUGGUCCAUGGGCAUCAGGGUUGGCGCCUAAUCACUUGCAUGUGGUUACAUGGUGGAGUUUUUCAUUUGCUGGCCAAUAUGUUGAGUCUUUUAGUUAUUGGUAUUCGACUGGAGCAAGAGUUUGGCUUUGUGCGGGUUGGGUUGCUGUAUCUUAUAUCUGGUUUCGGUGGGAGCUUGUUGUCAUCUCUUUUUAUCCAGUCUAACAUCUCUGUUGGUGCUUCUGGUGCACUUUUUGGAUUACUGGGAGCCAUGCUUUCUGAACUCAUCACUAAUUGGACUAUAUAUGCUAAUAAGGUAGCAGCAUUUUUGACACUUGUGGUCAUCAUUGUAAUCAAUCUAGCAGUGGGGAUCCUUCCACACGUGGACAACUUUGCUCAUAUUGGAGGAUUCCUCUCUGGUUUUCUUCUUGGGUUUGUAUUUUUGAUUCGCCCCCAGUUUGGAUGGAUUAGCCAAAGACAUGCUCCUCCAGGAUAUUUCUCCUCUUCAUCUAAACCUAAAUUCAAGAUGUAUCAGUGCAUAUUGUGGAUUAUUUCUUUAUUCCUUCUGAUUAUUGGGUUCACUGUUGGGUUGGUUAUGCUUCUCCGUGGGGUUGAUGCAAAUGAUCACUGCUCUUGGUGCCAUUAUUUAAGUUGCGUUCCUACUUCAAUGUGGAGCUGCAACACACAGAACGUGUCCUGCUUGUCCGAUCAGAUAGCCGACCAACUAACCCUGACAUGCUCAGGCUCGGGCAAAAGCAAGACAUAUACAUUGGCAAAUGCGACCACUUCACAGAUCCAGGGGCUCUGUUCUCAGCUUUGCCGUUAGUUAACACAAACUGCAUGGUGCUUAUAUGUGUAGUUUUAAUGUAUAAAUUGAUAGGGUUUUGUUGUUUUUAAAAUUCUCCCCAUUAUUUCCUUGCAGAUGCAUAUUUUCUGUUGUAAAUUGACAUGUUUGUGGAAAUAAAAGCUCAUUUUUCGGCUCA
This is a messenger RNA of Diospyros lotus (date-plum), 1465 nucleotides long. RefSeq names its product RHOMBOID-like protein 1. The coding region runs from base 157 to 1308 and encodes 383 amino acids. The record is from RefSeq and is a predicted model, not a curated record. NCBI's taxonomy places the organism in Eukaryota, Viridiplantae, Streptophyta, Magnoliopsida, Ericales, Ebenaceae. Gene Ontology annotation, cellular component: membrane. The transcript is spliced from 6 exons. Gene Ontology annotation, molecular function: serine-type endopeptidase activity. Gene Ontology annotation, biological process: proteolysis.